UGUAAAAAGUUAGGGGAGUUUUGAAUGUUUAUUUAGUUUGAAACAUUUCUAUAAUUAUAAAUUGUUAAAUAAAGAAGCCAUAAAGCAAUAAUAUUGCAUAGUCAUUCCCCAUAUCUAAUAUGUGAUUAGUUGCUGUUGUAAUAUAAAUAGAAUAUUACAUUAUAUAUAAUUAUAUCACACAAUGAGUCCACCAAAAGGCUUCCAAUUUGCCAUUGAUCGUGGAGGCACCUUUACUGAUGUGUUUGCUCGCUGCCCCAAUGGCAAAGUGCGUGUCAUGAAGUUGCUGUCAGUCGACCCACAGAACUAUGAUGAUGCGCCUAGAGAGGCUAUUAGGAGGAUUUUACAAGAGGAAACUGGUAAUGCUCUAGACAAAGAUGGUAAAGUAAAUACAUCUCUCAUUGAAUCAAUAAGAAUGGGCACCACAGUCGCCACUAAUGCACUUCUAGAGAGAAAAGGGGCCAAAAUGGCACUAGUAAUCAACAAAGGGUUCAAGGAUCUACUGUACAUUGGUAAUCAAGCAAGACCCCAUAUAUUUCAGUUGGACAUAAAACGCCCCAGUGUUUUAUAUACGGAGGUAGUAGAAAUCGACUGUCGUGUGAUACCAGCCUUAGAAGAUAGAUGUCAAAUGAAGAAAUCAUGGCCAUCAGUUACUGGUACCACUGGAGAGAAGAUGCUUAUCGUCAAGGACAUUGAUGAGGAAGCAGUACGGAAUGAUUUAAGAGCAUUGAAGCAGAGAGGGAUAGAUAGUAUUGCUGUUGUACUUGCACACAGCUACACAUAUCAUGAUCAUGAAAUAAGAAUAGGGAAGAUCGCAACUGAUUUAGGCUUCAAUCAAGUAUCGCUGUCUCACUCUGUCACGUCGAUGGUGCGCAUGGUACCACGUGGGUUUACAGCGAGUGCGGAUGCGUACCUCACCCCGCACAUCCGCGACUACGUCCGAGGCUUCGCUGGGGGUUUCACCAACGACCUCGCUAAUACCAAUGUCUUAUUUAUGCAAUCUGAUGGUGGACUUACUCCUAUGAAUUUCUUCAAUGGGUCCCGUGCUAUUCUGUCUGGGCCGGCCGGUGGAGUAGUUGGAUAUGCUAUGACGUCAUAUCAGAAGGAGACUGGUCUACCUGUGAUAGGUUUCGACAUGGGCGGUACAUCAACAGAUGUCUCCCGGUACGCAGGCACGUUGGAGCACGUACACGAGGCAACGACAGCUGGAGUCACCAUACAGGCGCCGCAGCUUGAUAUAAACACUGUGGCGGCUGGUGGCGGUUCGAUGCUGUUCUUCCGGUCGGGGCUGCUGGUGGCCGGGCCGGAGUCCGCGGGGGCGGAGCCCGGGCCCGCGUGUUACCGCAAGGGAGGCCCGCUCGCACUCACCGAUGCCAACCUGCUGCUCGGUCGUCUUCUACCAGAAUACUUCCCUAAAAUAUUCGGACCAACCGAAAAUGAGCCACUCGAUAGAGAUUCCACUGUGAGCGCUUUCAAGAAGAUGACAGACCAUAUCAACAGUUUUUUGAGACAAGAUGGUGGCAAAGAGAUGUCUAUGGAAGAAGUGGCUAUGGGCUUUAUCAAUGUAGCUAAUGAGGCAAUGUGCAGACCGAUCAGGGCCCUGACUACGGCCCGAGGCCACGACGCUUCGCAGCAUGCGCUGGCAUGCUUCGGCGGCGCGGGCGGACAACACGCGUGCGCGGUCGCACGACGACUCGGGGCUUCGAUUGUGCUCGUACACAAGUACGCAGGUAUCCUGUCGGCGUACGGCAUGGCGUUGGCGCAGGUGGUGCAGGAGGAGCAGCAGGCCAGCGCGGCGCGGUACUGCCCCGACGAGUUCCACCGUCUCGAUAUGCAAUUAGACGUGCUCGCAGCCGUCGCGCGAGAUAAACUGCGUGCGCAGGGUUUCGUAGACUCGCAAAUAGUAACGGAACCGUACCUACAUCUGCGCUACGCGGGUACUGACUGCGCUCUCAUGGUCUCCCCGAUACCUGGCAAUUCACCGACGGCCUGUCGCCACGGCGAUUUCUACACUGCUUUUGUUAACAGAUAUAAGAACGAAUUCGGCUUUACACUGUCAGAGCGUGAUGUAAUAGUGGACGAUAUUCGCGUGCGUGGUGUCGCCGUGAACCAGCUGCCAGAAGAGGUCGCGCCACCUAGCGGGAAGGGUACUAAGCCAGUACCAGAAAAGUCCGUGAAGGUAUACUUCGAAGGUGGUUAUCAGGAUACUGCAAUAUAUCAGUUGGAGAAGUUAUUGCCAGAACAAGAGAUCUACGGACCAGCCAUCAUUAUGGACAGUCUGUCCACUAUACUUAUUGAACCAGAUUGCCGCGCUGACAUAACAAAAUACGGCGAUAUUCGCAUCACAGUGGGCACGGGGCAACCAAAGCGGGUCACUACCGAUCUUGAUUCUAUACAGCUCAGCAUUUUCUCGCAUCGUUUCAUGUCCAUAGCGGAACAAAUGGGCAGGGUCCUACAACGCACAUCAAUAUCAGUAAACAUAAAAGAGCGGCUCGACUUCUCGUGCGCGUUGUUCGGUCCCGAUGGCGGACUGGUUUCCAACGCUCCACACAUCCCCGUGCACCUCGGAGCCAUGCAGGAGACAGUACAGUACCAGAUGAAAGUGCGCGGUGAUUCCUUGAAGCCCGGUGAUGUUUUGUUAGCUAAUCACCCCAAAGCAGGCGGCUCACAUCUUCCAGAUUUUACAGUUAUCACACCUGUAUUCCACAAGUCGGCCGGGCGGCCUAUCUUCUUCGUAGCGUCUCGCGGUCACCACGCAGACAUCGGUGGCCUCACACCCGGCUCGAUGCCGCCUCACUCCGUCAGCCUGGCGCAGGAGGGCGCUGCUUUUAAAUCCAUGCUGCUCGUAGACGGCGGCCGAUUCAACGAGGAGUCGCUUGUCGAACAGCUUAUGAAUCCCGGUAAGGAGCCUGGUUGCUCAGGCACCAGGAACCUGGCGGAUAACCUGUCGGAUUUGAAGGCGCAGGUAGCCGCUAACCAAAGAGGUAUUCAAUUGGUGGGCGAGUUAAUAGAUCAGUAUGGACUGGAGGUGGUGCAGGCAUACAUGGCGCAUAUACAGAAGAAUGCAGAGCUUGCCGUCCGUGAUAUGCUCAAGGAAAUUGCGAGAAAUGCCUUAGCUAAAACUGGAUCUACGGUUCUCAAAGCGACAGAAUAUAUGGACAAUGGCACACCCAUUGUUCUCAGCGUCACUCUGGAUAAGGAUAAUGGUAGUGCGACUUGCGACUUUACUGGUACUGGAGUAGAAGUGUGGGGUAACUUAAAUGCCCCGCGCGCCAUCACACUUUCUGCUCUCAUAUACUGUCUGCGCUGCAUGGUCGGACACGACGUACCUCUCAAUCAGGGUUGCUUGAACCCGGUACAAGUGAUCGUGCCCCCGGGGUCUAUUCUGGACCCGUCGGAGCACGCGGCCGUCGUCGGCGGGAACGUGCUUACUUCUCAACGGAUUGUCGAUGUGUUGCUCAAAGCUUUCCAGGUGUGUGCGGCAUCUCAGGGUUGCAUGAACAACUUGACCUUAGGCGAGCAGAGCUGGGGCUACUACGAAACUGUGGCCGGUGGCAGCGGCGCUGGUCCAGGUUGGCACGGCGCUGGUGGAGUUCACACUCAUAUGACUAACACGCGCAUCACUGAUCUUGAGAUCGUGGAGCGACGGUAUCCCAUGCUGGUCACCAGGUUCUCUUUGAGGGAAGGCUCCGGGGGUAAAGGCGAGUGGCGUGGUGGAGACGGUGUUACCCGCGAGCUGGUGUUUCGGCGCACCGUACAGUUGUCAGUACUCACUGAACGCCGCGCAUUCCAGCCCUACGGGAUGAACGGUAUUCAGCACUUAUGAAAGCGCGAGAAUUAACUUGCAAUAAAACAUUUGAUCAAUCUCGGAGGGAAAGCAUCUAUAGAAGCAUAUCCUGGGGAUAAAUAUAUAAUGAAUUCUCCGGCUGGCGGUGGUUAUGGACGUCCAACAGAUGCCAGCGGGCAAGACAACGUUGGGAGCAAACACUAUAGCGAGUUCCUUGAAAGAGGCAGUGUCUACGAAUACAGGAGUGCACAAGAGUCGGUAUAAAGUUUAAUAUACUGAGGAUUUUAUAAAUUUUCUUCUCACAAUUUACUUCACUGCGUUAUGAGAAGAUUAUUUAUGAAUUAAACAUAUUGUGAUUAAUUUUCUAGCAUAAAAAUGCUCCCAAGGCACUGUUUAAUUACUCACACCUUCCAUCCAUAAAAGCUGAAACAGAUAAAUCCCUUUUAACUGUAGUAUGUGUCACUUUGUUUCAAAUAAACAUAAUUAUAAAGUGAACAAUUUAAAUAAAUCGAAUACUUGUAAUUUUC
This is a messenger RNA of Achroia grisella, 4311 nucleotides long. Its product is annotated as 5-oxoprolinase. Lineage: Eukaryota; Metazoa; Arthropoda; Insecta; Lepidoptera; Pyralidae. Gene Ontology annotation, biological process: glutathione metabolic process. Gene Ontology annotation, cellular component: cytosol. The record is from RefSeq and is a predicted model, not a curated record. The transcript has 29 exons. Gene Ontology annotation, molecular function: 5-oxoprolinase (ATP-hydrolyzing) activity.